AUGCCGAGCAAUCGGGAUUCGGGCAAUUACGACAUGAUCGACCUAGACCUUUAUCUCACGUCAAUUCCAACACCUCCAGCGCGUCCCCCUGUGGGCUACACUUACCCUCCAGGGUGGCUUGAUGGUGAGGCCAGGUAUGGACCUCGAGUUGGUCAGAGUGGCAAGCUCAUGCAAUACCUGCCUUCCAGAUGUCAAGCUAUUCAAGGGCUUGGACCGAUCAGGAGUCAAGGCCCAAAUCGAAAAGUUGCGGAAGAUCUAUAGUGAUCAGCUGAACAGCGUCGCCGGCGUCGAUCUCAAAAAGGCGAUGAGCAAUUUUAGCGACGCCACUGGGAUGGUCUUCCCUCCAAACGACCUGCAGCAUCAGGACGAACGUCGACCCCAAAUGGACUGGGAUGAAAGCACCUUUGGAGCGCUCGCUGCCGGCGUCUGUGCCCUCAAUGAAAGCGUCAAGACUGCUAUCCAGGCCUUUGGCCUUGAAGGCAAACAAGUGAAGAGUAUCGACUACUCUGACUCCCAGAAGAACAUAGGGGGUGUCUAUGGCACUCGUAUAGAGUUGUACAAACAGGACAUGAGUGGGCAGUACUUCGCACCUCGACCGGGAUUCGCUAUCAGACGCAAUUCCCUCCAAAAUGAGGCCGACUUCUCAACCGUGACAAGAUACAUCGCAGCCACCAAUGACGAACCGGACGGCGAUGCCAGCUAUCCUGUGCUGGCACACCGCAUGGGGGUCGCAUUGCGAAAAGACGCACAGGGAAAGGAGAGCGUGCAGCCGGCACUGCUAAAAAAGGCUGCCAAUUACAUGUACGGAUUGACCCUUCACGAGCUUGGCCACUUUUCACAGUAUUGCAACGCCCCUGUGUGGGACCUGGAAGUCAAGAAAGCCAAGCACCAGUCUCGAUUUUACAACGAGCUGACUAAAUUGGCACUCGCAAGAGGCCAGGCUGAGCCCUCAUACUGGUGUCGCGGCAAGACACAGACCAUUUCGAAGCACCUAUACGACGUGGGCUGUCAAAUUUCAGAGGAGGCUGUUGCAGCGACCAACUGGCACGAUCAAGUUGGUCUCGAAGCUCCGUUCAAGAAGCUUAGCCAGUGGUUUCCGAAAGGGGCCAGCGUGCGCAACGCAGUUGGCAAUACCAUUUUUGACAAGUACGACUUCGACGAGCACGUCGAAGGUGCAGCGCUCAAAGAGUACAGGGUCGAGCUCGAGAAUGCCAAGAUCUCCGCUACAGAGGAGGAGAAGUACGUACAGAAGCUGAUCAAUCUGGUCAACAUUGCUAAAGAGUGGGUUGAGCUGCGUAUCAGCUACGAGUACCAGCUCUCGAAGCAAGCUUGCAACCUCGUCAACCUUGUCAAAGUGUUGGAUGCAGCGCACAGGGGCGACACGACCAUCCAGCCUCCCCGCGGCUUGGACGUCGUCGUCGAAUUCACGUGGUACUUGAGACAAUUUUAUGAUACCGCGCAGAAGAAGACUAUCGCGGCUAUCGGCGAAGAGCUCAAGAAACCCCUCUCAAGGGCUGCUGGCAAAGAAGAGGUUGAGCGCCGUCAGUUGAUGAAUGCCAUCUGGCAAGAUGUAUACCCAGACUUAUUCAAAAUCAAUCAGCUGAAGACCAGUCAGACUGACCCCGAUGAGCUUCAAAGGCUCGAAGCUCGACGCUAUGAGCGAGUCUUUGCAUUCGGUGAGUGUAUCGAAUCAAUAUCGGGUGCCGGCCUCACGGACUCAUCAAAGUUUGCACUUGCACGCACAUACUCAGGCGCUUCUCAAAAGUUCUUCAAUCGUUUCGCCAUGGAGUUCCACGCUGAGCUUACCAAGGUAUCUAAAGGCGCCCCGGAGGAGUUUCUGCUCAAUCCGGUCCGGGACCAGAGGCAGGUCGGCGCCGCGUCCUUAGACAAAGAUUUGGAUUGGAGGCUGCCUCGCGACAAGGAGAGUCGCGGGAAAUGCCCCACGGAGAAGCAGCUGGGCAUCUUGUUCGAGUAUUCUAUAAGCGAUCGCCAUUUGUACGACGGUGACAAACCGGCCGUCUUCCCUGCAGAUCCGUACGAGGCGUUUAUUGCAAGACCAAUUUGGGCGCCCAAGCCCAAGGUUCCUUGA
Molecule: messenger RNA, 2089 nt
Organism: Ceraceosorus bombacis
Lineage: Eukaryota; Fungi; Basidiomycota; Exobasidiomycetes; Ceraceosorales; Ceraceosoraceae
Source: the annotation of a GenBank genome assembly